Molecule: messenger RNA, 1508 nt
Organism: Leptomonas pyrrhocoris
Lineage: Eukaryota; Euglenozoa; Kinetoplastea; Trypanosomatida; Trypanosomatidae
Product: putative protein phosphatase 2C
Exons: 1
Coding region: 315-1508 (397 amino acids)
Biological process (GO): protein dephosphorylation
Molecular function (GO): protein serine/threonine phosphatase activity
Source: RefSeq, a predicted model, not a curated record
GCUCCUCGAACAGAACACCUAGUAGUUUCACUUCUCCUCCAUACGUCGGCUUGGUCGUUUGUUGUCUUACUCCUCCUUUCGUAUUUUUCUGCUCGCGCGGUUAUACACUCACACGCCGUUCCUUUCACUCACCUGGGAGUCGCACAUACGCACCCCAUCCUUUGCAUCCAACAGCCACUGCUGCGGCGCUAGAGCCCGAUUGUUUUUCGCAUUUUUGUUUUCUUCUUUCCAUACCGAGUUCACCUGACUGCCUUUUCAAUUACUUGCUACUUCCAACCCCAUCCUACUCGCAAAACAACGCCAAACGCUGCACGAUGCCACCAAAAGCCAAGAACGCGAGUAAGCACAAUGGCCAUGUGAACAACAAGACUAAAGGCAAAUCGAAGAAGCAGGUGGAGGAGGAUGACUUCGAGAAGUUCCUCUCCACGCUGGCGAAGAGUACCGAACAUGUGGGUAAGGAGCGGACGGAGAAGGAGGCGCGUGAGGCGAAGCUCCGUGAUGAGCACCGCAAGAAGCACGCCGACCUCACGGAUCAGCGCAAGAGUAAUGAUGUGGAGAAAGCGCUGCUGAACCGGCAGAAGAAUAUGCAGCUGCAGCGGCUGCUCUCCGAGCUCCUCGCGGCGCAGCGCCCCUUCAACACCACGCCCGUGACGGACUUCCAUAGCGAGACAAUCACCAGCAAUCCGCAUUUCGACGUCGCCGUCGGCGAGAUGCAGGGCUGGCGUGCGCAGAUGGAAGACGCCCACUUAAUCAACGUGGCGUUCCCUGGGGGCGAUGAACAGGGUAGGGAGGGUCUCUUCGGUGUCUUCGACGGCCACUCCGGUGCCCAGUGCGCGAAGCUGGCGGGCGACUUCUUCACCACGGCGCUCGCGAAGCACGCCAGCGCGGACGGCGACGACCACCACAACAUCAACUACGAGGCCGCCUUUCUCGAAGUAGACGAGCAGCUGCGGACGGCGCUGGGCGAGGGCGGCUCCGGCUGCACCGCCGUGUUGGUGUACGUCUCUCCGCAGGAAAUCACCUGCGCCUGGGUCGGUGACUCCCGCGCUGUGCUGUGCCGCGACAUCGCCUCCUUCGACCUCUCGUACGACCACAAGCCGGACGUGGAGGUGGAGAAGACCCGCGUCGAGGACGCUGGCGGCUUCGUGCGAGACAACCGCGUCAACGGCCAGCUCGCCAUGAGCCGUGCCAUGGGCGACUUUGUGUAUAAGAAGGACGCGACGCGGGACGUAAAGCAGCAGCUCGUAGUGGCAGUGCCGGGCGUCAUCACGACGAAGCGCGGCGGCGGGGACUCGUACGUGGUGAUCGCCUGUGACGGCAUCUUCGAUGUGCUGAGCAACGACGAACUUAUCAGCUUCAUCAAUGGCAAGAAGGCGGACGGGAUGGAGAACGUGGACAUCUGCAAGGCGGUGUGUGACCGGUGCCUCGCCGGUGCGGCGCCGGAGGGUGGGCCGGCGACGGCGGAAGGCACCGAUAACAUGACCCUCAUGAUCGUGGACUUCAAGUAG